AUGACACUCCUCGGCCUGGCUCGUUCUCAAGCUCGUACCUCUGCUUCACGACUCGUUGCUUUUGCCUCCUCUGCCUCUUUCAAGGACGCUUCUACGAUUCCUAUCGCCGCUGUAAUGUCGUCGCGAUACAACUCCAGCUUGACCAAAUCCGGUGGUAUCGGCAAUGGUCCCAUGUAUGAGGGUCAAAGUGCCAUGCCUCACCUUCCCGUCCCUGCCCUCGAGCAAACUCUCCAGAAAUACCUCCGAAGCACCGUUCCUCAUCAAACCAAGGAUUCGCUCGCCAAGACCGAACAAGCCGUCCAAUCCGCUCUCUCCGGUGCCGAUGCCAAACUCGUCCAGACCCUUCAGCAGCGUUUGGAGGAUCGAGCUACCAAGGAAGGCCGCGAAAACUGGCUCAGCGAAUGGUGGAACGAUGCAGCCUAUAUGGCUUACCGUGACCCUGUUGUUCCCUACGUCAGCUACUUUUACUCGCACAAGGACGACAAAACCCGUCGUACCGGCCCCAAGCGUGCUGCUGGCUUGCUCAAGGCUUUCCUUGCUUUCCGUCGCCUUCUUGAGACUGAACAGCUUGCUCCUGAGAAGGGCAAGGCUGGUCCUUUGUGCAUGAGGUCGUACAAGUGGAUGUUCAAUUCGAACCGUAUCCCCGAAAAGCCCUCCGACACUGCUGUCAAGUACGAUUGGGAGAAGCAUAACCAUCUCGUAGUCCUCCGCAACGGUCACUUUUACCAAUUCGACCUCAUUCACAACGGUCAGGAGCUUAGCGAGGCCGAGAUUGAAUCGCAACUCCAAAAGAUCCUCUCGGACAGCGCUUCCAGCAAGCCUGCUCCUCAGCCUAUCGGUGCUUUGUCGUCCAACAACCGUGACAAGUGGACCAAUUCGCGCAAGGCUCUCGCCUCGCUUCCCGGUAAUCAGGAGGCAUUGGAGCAAAUCGACAGCUCGGUCAUCGUUGUUUGUCUCGACGAGACCGCUCCUCACAGCAUCGAGUCUACUGCUUGGCAACUCUGGUGCGGUGAUGGAAAGAACCGUUUCUACGACAAACAGCAGAUCAUCACCUUCGCCAACGGAAAGUCGGGUUUCAUGGGUGAACAUUCCAUGAUGGAUGGUACCCCCACUCUGCGUCUCAACGAUUUCGCACUGCAGGCUUUGCAAGCUGGUAAGAUCGAUCUGGGUAGCUCCAACCGUACCGAUUUGCCCGCACCCAAGCAGAUCAAGUUCAAGACGGACAAGACGGUCCAAGCUAAGAUCGAAGAAUCCAUCAAAGAUUUCGACUCGCUCAUGGGCCGCCACGACCUAUCGGUGCUUGACUUCCAAGGAUACGGCAAAGGAGCGAUCAAAAAAUUCAAAUGCUCUCCCGAUGCUUGGGUCCAAAUGGUCAUCCAACUAGCCUACUACAAGAUGUACGGUAAGCCUUGCCCCACGUACGAAUCUGCUCAAACACGAAAAUUCAAAUGGGGACGAACCGAAACCAUCCGUUCCGCCUCGAUCGAAUCCAAAGCUUUCUGCGAAGCAAUGGAAUCUCACUCCUCCUCCGACGCGGAACGAUACGAAAAGUUCCAGGCUGCUGUUAAACAGCAUCUCUCGUACGCCUCGGCUGCUGCUGAUGGUCAAGGUGUUGACCGUCAUCUCUUUGGUCUUAAGAAACUGUUGAAGGAGGGAGAGAAGGUUCCGGCGAUUUAUGAGGAUCCAGCGUACGGCUUGUCUUCGACUUGGAAGUUGUCGACUUCGCAAAUCUCGAGUGAGGUUUUCGCAUGCUGGGGAUUCGGAGAGGUGACGCCGGAGGGCUUUGGAUGUGCGUAUGCGAUCAAGGAGAAUUCGUUGACUUUUACCAUCACUUCGUUGAAGUUGGGUGCAAGUAAUCUCAGACACUAUAUCAAUGAGGCUGCGGUGGAGUUGAGGGAUUUGCAUCUGCGUCUGCAGAAUGAGGGGGCUAAGGCUAAGGCUUAA
Messenger RNA from Ustilago hordei, 1944 nucleotides. Its product is annotated as putative carnitine O-acetyltransferase, mitochondrial precursor. Gene Ontology annotation, biological process: carnitine metabolic process. Gene Ontology annotation, molecular function: carnitine O-acetyltransferase activity. Bases 1 to 1944 code for a protein of 647 amino acids. NCBI's taxonomy places the organism in Eukaryota, Fungi, Basidiomycota, Ustilaginomycetes, Ustilaginales, Ustilaginaceae. Gene Ontology annotation, cellular component: mitochondrion; peroxisome. The transcript has a single exon. The record is from RefSeq and is a predicted model, not a curated record.